ACUCGUUUAAAGUAGUUUUAAAGUAGUUUAAAGUAAGGCAGUUCAUUCAAAUGGUUACAUGGUUGGCGGUGCUGCGUCCAAUCUACCUCGGUAAUAUGUGAGCCUUGAGUCAAUCAGUUGCGCUUUGCUCAAAAUUCAACUAUGUCAGGUAUGUAAGUGUGCCAGGUCAGAAUUAAUUCAGACCGGAUUGAUGACAUUUCACGAUAUUUUGCCAUGUGUGUUUGCUGUCGAGGUUGGGCGUGUCCAUUUCUGCAAAAUAAAAACAAACGCGAAAGUCCGCCCACAGCACAGCCGCGUUGCGUUCGGACAGCUCAUCUCGCUCGUUCACUAACUUCUCGACUUAAUUAUCCGCCGAAAAUUUGAAAUAAUGACCACUAAAAAGCAAUGCGUGAUGGCCGCGCUGGAAAACCUGACCGAUGACGACUUCAAAAAGUUCUGUGAUGCUCUGGUGAAUCGCCCCGGUGAGAAAAAGGUGGCGAAAAGCAAAGUGCAGGAUCAGCCCCGCUUGGACGUAACCAACGUGAUGGUGUCCACUUUCACCGAGGACGAAACUCCAACCGUGGUCAUCGAAUUGCUCGAGUCCAUCAAUCUCUGCGAUGAGGCCAAAAAGUUCGGUGAGGAGAUUGCCAAAAUCCCAAAGCCAUCUCCUCCCAAAGCAACCGCAGCAACCGCAACAACCGCAGCAACCGCAGCAACCGCAGCAACCCCAGCAACCUCAGCAACCGCAUGCUCCAGCGAUGCCCGGAUUGCCGAACCUCUCCCAAAGCCAUCUCCUCCCAAAGCACACUCUCCAAUGAAAGAGCAUGUAGCCCUGCUGGGGUCGGAGCCCACCCCUCGACCGGACGUUGAAGUCGUCCACCGCAGCCCGCUCUUACACCAGAAGAUCCAAGGGCAAGCAGGUGGCGGCGCACUGGAAGGUCUGGGGCACCGAGCGUCGCUGGAGACGCAUGACAGGAACUGGGAAGCACACUCUCCAAUGAACAUGCAUGGAGCCCUGCUGGGGUGGGAGCACACCUCUCCACUGGACGUUGAAUUCGGCCACCUCGGCUCGCGCUUACACCAGAGGAUGCAAGGGCUAGCAAGUGGCGGCGCACUGGAAGGUCUGGGGCACCGAGCGUCGCUGGAGACGCAUGUCAGGAACUUCCAAGCACACGCUUCAAUGAACAUGCAUGGAGACCUGCUGGGGUGGGAGCACACCCCUCGACUGGACGUUGACGCCGGCCACCUCGGCGCGCGCUUACACCAGAGGAUGCAAGGGCUAGCAGGUGGCGGCGCACUGGAUCUGUCCAAGGAGAUGAAGAAGAUGUCCUUGUUCCAGGAUGCCACCCACGACCUGCCACGCCAGCUGGGCACCACCAAUCACCACAUGAUGGUGCGCCACUUUGAGAAUAACGGAGGGGUGGAGAGGUGGUCUAAGAAAGAAGUGGUCAUGCGCAACGGCAAGAUCGUCAAGUACGACGUUAAAUCCAACAAGCCAUAGUCGAUGCAAAUGAUCACCUUUCAAUCUUCUUCUGCCCCCCUUUUAGCCCCUGCUGAGUUUAUAUGUCAACUUUGGGUUUGUAUUCACUGAAAAAUCUGCUGGUUUCCUACAUAGUCCAAAAGUAGUGUUAUGGCGCCAUCUGGUGGCAACUUGGUGCCUAGCAAUUUUAAUUGUUGAAUCGAGUCUUUGCCACUAAAACUUGGGGCAUUUCUAUGCAAUUGUAAAGAUUUCUUUUCCUUUCAUUUAGCAAUUUGCAGCAGGACUUGGUGAAUGUCAGCUUUCAACUCUCUCGAUUGUUUUCUUGGAAAUUGAAGUGCAAAAUGAUUUAUUUGAAUGAUUAUUUUCAAAGUCAGCUUUAUUGUCAAUCCCUUCAUAUGUCAAGACACACAAAGAAACCAAAAUUCCCUUUCCUCUAUCCCACGGUGACGAGACAUAGUACACGAUAGACAUACAAGUAGACGACACAAAAUUAAAAACAAGAAGGCACAAACAAUAAAUCAUAAAUAAAUAUGA
Syngnathus typhle (broad-nosed pipefish) is the source of this 1993-nucleotide messenger RNA. RefSeq lists its product as uncharacterized. The record is from RefSeq and is a predicted model, not a curated record. The transcript is spliced from 7 exons. The coding region runs from base 368 to 1480 and encodes 370 amino acids. Lineage: Eukaryota; Metazoa; Chordata; Actinopteri; Syngnathiformes; Syngnathidae.